Fukomys damarensis (Damara mole-rat) is the source of this 4356-nucleotide messenger RNA. Its product is annotated as tripartite motif-containing protein 34. The record is from RefSeq and is a predicted model, not a curated record. Gene Ontology annotation, molecular function: zinc ion binding; protein binding. The coding region runs from base 371 to 1831 and encodes 486 amino acids. Lineage: Eukaryota; Metazoa; Chordata; Mammalia; Rodentia; Bathyergidae. The transcript is spliced from 9 exons.
AAUCUUGAUUCUCCCCCUGAGAGAAUUCGGAGUUAAAGUGUUGUCCUCUCUCCAGGCAGAAAGGACUGCAGCUUUUGGCCCCGAGACUUCUUCCUCUUUCCUCUUCCUGCCAGCUGCAGGAGUUUCACUUUCAUUUCUCAGCCAACAACUUGCGGGGAGGGAGGGACUGCAGGCCGGCUGAGCUUUGGGUGAGUGAAUUCCACCCCAGACUUCGCCACUUCAACCAGCAAUCAAGAUUUCCCCACUGGGGCCUGAAGAGUCCCCAGCACCAGGCUUCCUAGUGUUUAACUUCCUGCCUCACAGAUGUGUUAGCCGUCAAGAACCCUUUAAGAGACAAGAUACUCAGGAGUUAGGACAGGAAGAAGGAUAAAUGGCUUCCACAGUCCUGGCGAACCUAGAGGUGGAGGUGAUCUGCCCCGUCUGCCUGAAACUGCUGACAGAACCAUUGAGUCUGGGCUGUGGUCACAGCCUUUGCCAAGCAUGCAUCACUGUGGACAACAAGGAUGCAGAUACUGGCUCAGGAAAGGAAAGCGGCUGUCCUGUGUGUGGUGUCAGGUACCCACUUGGAAGUCUGUGGGUUAACCAGCACCUGGCUGACGUAGUGGAGAAACUCAGAAAUGCAAAGUUGAGCACGGGCCUUGGGAAGAAGAGAGAUCUCUGUGCACUCCAUGGAGAGAAACUUCAGCUCUUCUGUGAGGUGGAUCGAAAGAUCAUUUGCUGGCUUUGCGAGCAUUCUCGGGAACACCGUGGUCACCACACACUCCUCAUGGACGAGGCGGCCAACGAGUGUCAGGAGAAACUCCAGGCAGCUCUCAGAAGGCUGAGGAAAGAGCAGCAAGAAGCUGAGAAGUUGAAAGCUGACAUCACAGAAGACAGAAUUUCUUGGAAGUAUCAGAUACAGAUGGAGAGACAAAGGAUACAAAGAGAAUUUAAUCAGCUUAGAAGAAUCCUGGACAAUGAGGAGCAAAGAGAGCUACAAAGAUUGGAGGAGGAAGAAAAGAAGACACUGAAUAGUUUGUCACAGGCUGAGGAUGAGCUGGUUCAGCAGAGCCAGGUGGUGAAAGAGCUCAUCUCAGAUCUGGAGCUUCGGGGUCAGUGGUCAGCACUAGAACUGCUGCAGGACAUGAGUGGAAUUAUGAAAUGGAGUGAGAUCUGGACGCUGAAGAAGCCAAAAACUCCUUCGAAGAAGCUGAAGAGUGUGUUUCAUGCUCCAGACCUGAGCAGGAUGCUAUGGAUGUUUAGAGAGCUAAAAGAUGUCCAAAGCUACUGGGUGGACUUUACACUGAAUCCAGUGAACCUAAAUUUGAAUCUUGUCCUUUCGGAAGAUCACAGACAAGUGAGACCUGUGCCAAUUUGGCCAUUUAAGUGUUAUAACUAUGGCAUUUUAGCCUCGCAAUAUUUCUCCUCAGGGAAACAUUAUUGGGAAAUAGAUGUUUCCUAUAAGACUGCCUGGAUCCUGGGAGUAUACUGUAGAAAACGCUCCAUAACGUUUGCUAUUAAUCAAAGCACAACCCAUUCAAAAAAUUACUCUAGAUACAGACCUCAGUAUGGCUAUUGGGUUAUAGGGUUGCAGAAGAAAUUGGAGUAUUAUGCCUUCGAUGAAACGUCUACCUUUGAUCCUAAGAUUUUGACCCUCUCUGUGGCUACUCCUCUCCAUCGUGUUGGAAUUUUCCUCAACUUUGAAGCAGGCACCGUCUCAUUUUUUAAUAUCACAAACCAUGGGUCACUUAUCUACAAAUUCUGUAAAUGUUCCUAUUCUCAGCCCGUUUAUCCGUAUUUCAAUCCUUGGAACUGUCCAGCUCCCUUGACUUUGUGCCCACCCAGCUCCUGAAUGUUCUCAUUCCUUCAUCUACCUGUGAUACGCUGUCUUAAGGAUCAUCUCCGGGGUCAGGGCACAUCUGUACUGUUCAGACCACCUCUUCCUUGUGGUUUCUCUUCCGUCCUUUGGAACUAUUACUCUUCCUUGAGACAUCCAGAGUAUUUUGCUUGAAUUAGGAGAGAAACAUAUUUACUCUUUCACAGACAUCAAUCCCGCCCAGAGAUGGGUCUGUACUGGUGUAACAUCCACGGCUCAUAUUUCUCCACAUUCCUCUUGAUCACUGAUCUGAAGAUACUUGGAAAGCCUGUUAGCUUCGUUGCAUAUCCGUAUUAUUUUGGGUAGUCCGUAGGAGUCCUCCUCAUGAACUCCGCCACAACAUCUCAAGACGCUUUGAACAAAUAUCACUUUGUGAUACCCCAGGUUCAUCUGGGAAUACAGGAAAAUAAAACAGAGUAAGCAGUAGGCACACCCAGAGUUAUAUCCAGCCUAUUUCAAUUCAAAUCCUGUCUCUUCUUUCAUAAGCUGUGUGAAGUUCUGGUCAUAGAUGAAUUCUAGGUUUGUUUUUUCCUAAAAUACAAAUUGGGAUUUGCAGUUGCACCUGACAAGCUCAUUGUGAGGAAGCAAAUGUCACAAAAUGUAAAAUAUCUAUUUAAAGUAUUUUGUACCUCAUAAUAAAUAAGUGCAUUUGUGAUUACUGAAAAUAAGCUAUGUUACUGUCCUAUGCAAUAGAUUUGUGCCUUUAUAAUAAUAAUCUUUCUACCAAAGUUUCAUUUUUCAAGUUUUAGAUUCUGCUGUCAAGACUACUCGAGUUUUGCUUUAUACAACUUUUUAUACUGAGGCUGGUACUUUUUUAAAAGCCCUUUAUGAUAAAUGGGUUGGAAAACUCAAAGAAUGGGUGUCCAUAAUCUGUCCAAUACAAGGAGCCAUUUCUCGGGACAGCUGCUGUACAGGACAGUCUUCUAGUGCUCAGGACAUUUCCUGAAUGACUACUGUUAAUUACCAGCCCAUACACUUUUCAUUUUUUAAAAAGGAACUUGGAACAGCAAAAGCACCAACUAUUCUUUGAGAAUUAUGCUUCAUAAGUUAGAGAAGGUAUGCUGUAUAAAUUUUUACAGAGCCCAACUGGAAUGAAAAAAAACAUGCUUGAUCUGGGAAUUAAUAUAUAAAUACACACACACACACACACACACUCAUACACCCAACACAUAUAGAAGUGUAAUAGUCAUUUACAUAAAUAUAUUUACAUACAGGUUCUUUAUCAGUUAAUUUUCAAAAAUAUCAAAAGAAAAAGGAACUCCUAUCAAGCAGUUAAAUGAAUAUACAAGCUGGCUGUGGUGGUGCAUACCUGUAACCCCAGCACUUGGGAAACGAAGACAAGAGGAGGCAAGUUUGAACCUAGCUUGGGUUAAAUAGGGAGUUGAAGGCCAGCCUGAACUUCAUAGUGAGACCCAGUCUCAUUAAAAAAAAAAAAAAAAAUGUACAGCCACAGGUGGUGAUAUCUGCUUGCAGUCCAACACUCAGAAGUCCAAGGCUGUAGGCUUCUUAAUGAGACACAAGGAGAGAGAGAGAGAAGAGGGGGAGAGGUGAGAGGGUGGGAGGAAGGGAGAGAGGAGAGGAGGGAGGGGGAGAAGGAGAGGAUACAAGCCUAUUAGAUAUUACCCCAAUGUCUCAAGACUAACAAGUUGAAUGAAGCAGGCUUAGAAGUGGUUCUCACUCUCCCAGACCAGUGAAUAGCAAAAUUGUUAUGUUAAUGAAAUCCUGUCUGACUUCAAAAUUCAUGGGCGUAACCAUCCAGUCCAUACCAGUGGUGCCAAAUCUACAGCACUGUGAGCUGCAGUGGGCUAUUUUAUCUUUGAACACUCUUAAAGGUCUGUACCCAUCAUGACACCUGACAGUACACCAGGAAUGCAGUAUUAACUGCAUUGUAGCCAUUACCUUGACCUACUGCUGGUUCAUUAAUGUCUACAGGGAGUGAACUUUUCAAACAUGUCCUAGGACCUAAGAUUUUUCCAUCAUAUUCCAGUGUCCUGCAAACCAACUUCUCCUUGCUGUCUUUCCUUCCCCAUAUCCUAAGGAAUCUGGGUCAUGUCUUCCCUCUGGGCAUGUACUGCAGAGGUGAGGACUGUCUCGGAAAGUGUUUAUGGACUGAAGACCCAGCAGAUCCAAGACAAAUCUGUACUUCUCUCUGAAGAAGACACACUGAGUGGACACUGAAGGAGAGAUUGAGAUGAAAUUGAUUUGGUGAAAUGUUAUAUAACGUGUGGAGACAGAUAAACCUGUAAGUUUGAGAUGUAAGCAUUCUGCGCAUGUAUGAAGUAGAGGCAAGAGGGAAAAGGGGGAAAAAAUCUUCAUUUGUGGAAAAUCAAGGGUUUUCUUUAGGUAGGUAUGCCAUCCUUUUUGUGAGCGAGAUGAUGGGUUCCAACAAGCAUCGAUGCUCAUAUUUUUAUUUGUCUUGCUGAAUUUGAUGAUGUUUCAAAGAUAAAUACUUCCUGACAUAUAGCUCACUCUUAUGGUUUUUUGUUGUUGUUUGUUUGUUU